AUGGAGGCGGCCGGCGAGGCCCGGCGUGCGGGCCCGGCGUGCAGGGAGCUCGGUGCCGAGGGCCCGGCGGGCCGCCGCGGCGCCUCGGCCGAGAAGACCUCGCUGGAAGUGAGAUGGGUUCAGGGAUUCUCAGACAAGAUUGGCUUUGUCAACAAUCACACUGUUUGCUAUCCUUGUGGCAAUUACAUCCUCUUUGUCGACAUUGAAACAAAGAAGAAGACAGUACUGGAGUGUCAGACUGGCCAGGUGGGAGCAUUUGCAGUGAAUGGCAACAGUGAAGUGGUGGCCUUUUCAGACCGGAAGCUGAAUCCCUUCAUAUAUAUCUACACUUUUCCAGAACUGAAUAAACUGACAGAAUUAAAAGGUAGUGUUCAGUUGGACUACACCUUACUUGCAUUUAGUUUCACGGGGCCAUAUCUGGCCAGUUACUCUUCAAUCCCAGAAUUUGUUCUUUCAAUAUGGAAUUGGCAAGAAAAUAUCCUCCUGUGCAGCGAAUCUCAGCCAGGAGUAACAGCGACCUCUUUAAGUUUUAACCCUAUGAAUUGGCAACAACUGUGUUUUGUUAAUGAGAGCUCUCUUAUUAUCUGGGAUAUUGAAAGGAAUAAUGAAGAUCAUUAUCUUAAGCGAAACCCUGUGAAACUCCCUGAUGAAGAAGGGUCUCUGAGUCCUUGUGAGGAUUUGUUUUCCCCAGAUUCUCAUAGUGAAAGCCCUUACUAUGGCCCUGUGAUGCCAAUUUCUGCUAUUGCUGGACUAGUAGGAGAUGAAGCAGAAACAUUCAUGCCUAGAGAUGUCAUUAAGCCUUCAGUGCAUCCUACUGUCCAUUGCUGGACUUCAACCUCUGACAUUUACAUGGGCUGUGAAGAAGGACACGUUUUGGCAAUUAAUGCUGAGACACUGAAUGUUUCUUUUCUUCAACAAAGCCCUUUACCUGAAGAAACGCGUAACAUAUUGGACCUGUUGUCAUAUCUUUAUAGAGAAGUACAGAAAAAGAAAGAUGGCAAACUGAAGGAUCUGGAAAAACGAGUGGUAUUGUCCAUGGCAUUUUGUAACGAUGGACUAUACACAGCUGGAAGUGAAGGCAUUGUAUUCCGUUACCAUAUCAAAGGUCUCCAGUAUGAGAUGACAGUUUGCACUGAUAUCUCACAACCCAUAUCCAGCCUCAUACUCUCUCCUGAUUACACCAUACUUCUGAUUGUAACCAAGCAGGGGACAGUCUAUACUUACAAACCUGCUCAUGAUGGAGAAGCAGUCAAACUCAUGGAUGCAUGCAGCGGUUGUUUUCUGUCAGCUGAUUUUCUUACACCAGGGAACAAGUACUGUGUGUCUGUAGCAAUUUCAGGGGAAGUGCAAGUUUGGCUCCUGGAAGAUGGAACUUGUCUCAGCAAGUUAAGCCUCGAUACUGAGGAAAACAUAACUGGGAUCUUUACGGCAACUGCUAUGGCUUGCUGUCCCUCCUCAAACAGUGUUGCAGUAGGGACCAAAAGGGGUGAAAUCUAUUUCAUCGAUGUUACUGAAGUUGAAACUCCACGGAUUGUUCACAGAAUUUUUAUUUCGAAAUUUCCAGUGCUGUCUCUGCAUUAUGACCAGAGUGGCCAGUUCCUCAUCGCUAGAGCUACAGAAGGACAUAUAUUUGUUCUAGAUGCCCGGCCCUCAAAAUUAUUCCAGGUUCUUGGAUAUAUAGUGUUGGCAGAUGAAGUCGUUGGACUUUCUGUGGUCUCUGACUUCAAGCAUGACUUAGUUGAAGUGGUAGUACUUCUUAAAGUAGCAGAGCUUCAGCGAGCAAGACUGGAAAUUUUUUGUCUACCUCCAGCUCUCACAACAGAUAAUGAUAAGUAUGUUAAUGAACAAGGAAUGCUUAAGGCUAGUGCCAUUAAAAUGGAGCAAUAUGAUCUGGAUUAUCCUUUGAGCUCAGCAGUCAAAUUGAAGGAUGAUGUGUAUGGCUACUGUACCUGUGCACCUUUCAUCUGUAAAUACCAUCUUUCUGAAAAGAAUAUGUUGAAAGACCUAUCAGUUUUUUUAUCAGAGAAGAGAACUCCUAGCAAUCAGUUUGGACGAGGGUUCCUUUGUUUAUCACCCAACAGUCGGUGGUUGGCCUCAGCAGCAGAGGAUGGGGUUUUGUUCAUCUAUCAUACUUUUACUAUGGAGAUACUUGCUCAAAAGCAUUGUCAUUCAUAUCAAGGAGGGGGAAUCAGAUCCAUGGUAUUUUCACUGGAUGGCCAAUUUAUCCUCGUUAAUGGCGUAAAUGAUGGUGCCUUGGUGUGCCUGAAAUGGAAGAGGAUAAAGAAAGUUGAAAUUAAGGACGCUGCUUUUCACUGGCGAACUCUUCUUGCUAUAUUGAACCAGUCCACUUUCAAUGAAAAUGCUGUUUUAAAAUCUAUGCCACAAUGGCAGUUUGACCCAGAAUCCACAUCGGAAUCACUCCCAGAAGAGAAAUUUGAGGAGGCACCUGAAUCUUCCAAUGUAGAGCUGACAGAAGACAGAAGCUUCACCAGAUUGAAUUCAGCCAUUACUAAUGAAAUGACAUGGAUAGAUCAGAAAAUGAAGAAGGUCAUUAGAGAAGAGACUCAGAAGUUUGCUAACCAGAAGAAAGAGCUGAAAAUGAGAAUUAAAAAGCUGCGUAAAAAUAUCCAGAAAAUGAUGCAUGAGAAUGAACAGAUGCCAGAUAUUGAGAAACUGGAGCAGCAGGAGUUCAACCUGGAUAUAGAAGAGCAGGAAAGAGUGCAAGCAGAGGCUGAACAAGAAGUAGCCAGGUUGAGGAAGGAGAUUGAUAUGGAGAAUUUAGCCAACUGCUAUUUGCAGGAUGUUAUCAAACGUGAGUGCUGGGAUUCCAUGUGUGUAAAAGGACGUGCAGUUAAGUGUUUCCAUAUAGCCUGUGAAGUGAAUAAUUAUCCUCUGAAGGAACGUAGUGAAGAAGAGCUGGAAACUUUGGAGAAAGUUCUCCAGUUAAAGAAGAUUGAGGCAGUUGAUCUUAAGGUUCGAAAAGAAAUUGUUGAGAUGGAACCUGAGACUGUAUUACCUAAGGAGGAAGAAGAGAUGGAGGGAGAAGUAGUGGCUGAUCAUAGUGCAUCUUACUGCCUGGUUGGAAGUCUGAGCUCUCAGUAUGGCGGAGACACAUCUAUUUUAUACCACCAGUUGGACUUGCAGACCAGGGAGCAGAAGGUCAAUCAAAUAAUAUUACUGCAGGACAUCAUUUACAAAGUGAAAACUGCUUUUAAUAAGGAAUUUGACAUAGUUGCAAAACAGAAGGAGCAUGAGAUAGCACGAGUGAAAGAAAGAAACAUGAGGAUUCGAGAAAUCCUGGCACAACUUGACCUUCAAGAGGAACUAUGGGAGCCAGCUCUUACAGAUGAUGAAAUGCCAGAGCGUGCACUUACUGUCCAGGAUUCAGAGAUUAAAGUUGAAAAGUACUUAACUCCACAGGAGAGAGCAAAAGCAGAAAUGCUGGCUAAGCUUGAAAUGGAAAGACGUCUUGCUGCUAUGGACAAUGAAAGACUGCGUGCUCUCAAUGACAUGAUGGGGGGAGUGCUAGAAGUCAAAAAGGAAGACAUCUUGAAAAUUGACAUUCCUCCACCACCUUUUAUAUCCAAGCCUGAAUCUGUUUGGAAUGAAGAAGAAAAGAAAAUAUUUAGAGACUAUGAGAAAAAAGUCCAGGAACUAAAUGAAGAAAGAGAAAAGCACAGAAGGGCACUGGAAGCUGAACUGAAGAAACUUCAAGCUUCCAUCCAGGAAACAACACAAAGUUUUGAUGAUACUAUGUACAAACUCUUUGAAAGGAAAGUGAAUUCAGAGAUGGUCAUCUAUCAGGAAGAACUCAAAAUAAUGAAUAUCCUUUACUCUUUGCUGUUGGAUGAAGAGUUGGACACUAGAGAAGCUGGACUUCAUCAUUUGCUUAGGAAGAAGCGGAAAGAGAAAAUAAAGUCUACAAAAAGAAUCCAGUGUACAAACAGGAAAAUUGAUGCCUACACAGACACUUAUGAAAAUGCAAUUGCUGAAGAUAAGAAUUUAGAAUCUGAUUUUAGAAAGGAUUUUGCUGACGUUCCCGCAUAUCUCCUUGAUCGACUUUUCAAACUUUACAGACGUCGACCAAAGAGCCAGAAGAUGAAAAUACUCCUUGACACUGCUAGCCCAUAUGGGGAUCGCUCAGGCUCAGAUGAAGAUUACAAAGAAGCACUUACCCUUUUAAGGAAAGCCAUGGAUGAAUUGGAUAAACCUGAACAUAUGCCUAAUGGCUUAGAUCCGUCUUUAUGGAACCGUUUUUGUCUAGCUAGACGAAACAAAAUGGAGAGCGAGCAACUAGUGAAGUGGAAAGCCCUAACACUGGCAGAGAUGCAGGCCUUUCUCCAGAGAAGAAUGGAUGAUGAUGAGAAGAUGAAGUCAGAAAUAGGAGACAUUUUCCAAGAACUUGCAUGGCUGCGGGAGGAGAAGAUGAAACUUCAGCUGAAUUUGACUGUCCAAUUUUUGCUAAAACAAGGACAGGUGGAAUUGGAAAGUACUGAGCUUCCAGAUUUCACUGAUGCCAUUCUUAUUAAUAAGAGUGUUAUUGAAGAACUGAAUUCCACUAUCAUGACUGAAGGAGAAAAGAAAAUUGCUAGCAUGGUGGAAUGUAAAGACUUCUUUAAAGGGAUAUUUCAGCUGGAAUGGGAACAUAAGAAAAUGAAAAUGCAGAUAGAAGAUCUGAAACAGAAGGCUCGGGAUAUUCUAACACUACGUAUUUCAAAAGAUCAGCAGCUAUUCCUAACUGUACCGAACUAUGACAACCGUGUCACCCACCAGGUUUCAACGAUGGAGCAGACUCUCAGUGUUAUGGACAAGCUGCACAAGAAGAAUGUGAAGAACUGUCAGAAAAAAAUAAAAGAGCUGGAAAAGUGCAUCAGUUUAAAGGAGCAAGCAAACUACGAACUCAGCCUGGAGCUGCAAGAAAUGCUUGUGUCUGUGUCAGAAAGGAAGCACAUCUUUGAGGCAGCUGACACACAGCUUGUUUCUGAAAAGAUUGCACAGCAGCGUUACCAAGAGAUUUUAGAGCAGAAACAGCUACGAGAUGAUGUAAAGGAACAGAAAGAGCAGCUUCAGAUUCUUCAGGCAGAAGCUGAAAGACUGAGAUCAAGAAUAUUACCUGCUCUUUAAAAAACAAAAUCCUGGUAGAUGCGUAACAAC
Messenger RNA from Rhea pennata, 5154 nucleotides. RefSeq names its product cilia and flagella associated protein 43 (gene CFAP43). The record is from RefSeq and is a predicted model, not a curated record. NCBI's taxonomy places the organism in Eukaryota, Metazoa, Chordata, Aves, Rheiformes, Rheidae. The coding region runs from base 1 to 5124 and encodes 1707 amino acids. Gene Ontology annotation, molecular function: protein binding. Gene Ontology annotation, cellular component: axoneme. The transcript is spliced from 39 exons. Gene Ontology annotation, biological process: sperm axoneme assembly; cilium assembly.